Messenger RNA from Toxotes jaculatrix (banded archerfish), 5246 nucleotides. RefSeq names its product protein tweety homolog 3-like. The record is from RefSeq and is a predicted model, not a curated record. Gene Ontology annotation, cellular component: plasma membrane. Bases 600 to 2264 code for a protein of 554 amino acids. Lineage: Eukaryota; Metazoa; Chordata; Actinopteri; Toxotidae. Gene Ontology annotation, molecular function: volume-sensitive chloride channel activity; intracellularly calcium-gated chloride channel activity. The transcript is spliced from 15 exons.
AACAGUUGCAGAGCUGGAGCUGCCGCAAAGCCCCGUCCUCCAGGGCUUUUUAAACACCGUGUUUGCUUCACGCUCCAACAAUAUCAUCCAAUUGAAAAGAGCCGCAGCGCUAAAUGCACUGAACCGACGGUCAUCGUGGGAACAGCGCCGACGAGCACAGACCGUCAUGGUUUAGGAGAAAGAAAACGACGGCAUCGUUAAAGGUAGAAAAAAAAAAAAGAGACUGGGUUGCGGGUCAACGAGUUUAACCCUUAAUCUUCCGUAGCGUUGUUUGCUGACGGGUAAGGGUAGUCUAAACGGGAAAGCGUCUGGGUGAAAUGUGAGCGGACCGGGUCACUGACCGUUAUUCCGUUGUUUUCAAUGUGGUUGGGACCCCAGCCGACUCGCUCGUUGCAGCUAGCUCGGUACGGCCGCGUUGAUGCAGCAGCGCACGGCUGUGGUGUUCAAAUCCACCACCGGAUCUGGGAAGACAAUAGGUGAAAUAUACGCCGGCCUGGACUACACGGAACGAGAGUCUGCAUCCGCUUGGGCUUCACUAGUGUCUGUGUGAGGAAUCGGGUUAUAGAGCGAAGUGACGGCCGGCAGGUAGCUGCAUCAGGAUGGCAGCUGUAGUGAACUAUUCUCCACCUUGGUGGGUGAAUCUUCUCCAUCGUUUGCCUCAUUUCAACAUCGAAUUCCAGCUGGUGAGCAGUGACUUCAGACCAGAGGACUCGGAGUACCAGAAGUCUGUUUUGCUGCUUGGUGCUGCGGCGUUGGUGUGUUUGGCCCUGGACCUCCUCUUUCUCCUCUUCUACUCGUUCUGGCUUUGCUGCCGGCGACGCAAGAGUGACGAAUCCUCGCAUUCCCAUACGCACUCUCAGCAGCCUAGCGCUGACUGCUGCUGCACGGCCUGGUGCGUCAUCAUCGCCACACUCGUCUGCAGCGCUGGCAUCGCUGUAGGAUUCUAUGGAAAUGGAGAGUCGAGUGAUGGAGCCAGUCGUUUGGCAUACUCCCUCCGUCAUGCCAACCGCACCAUAUCUGGGGUGGAGAAACUGGUGUCUGACAGUGCCCUAGCCUUAAACCAGUCAGUGGAGGAGAGCCUGGUCCAGUUGGAGACAGCCUUCCAGGAGCAGACAGACUACGUGUCCAUCGUCCAAAAGCUGCAGGGCCAGCUGGACGAGCUGGUGAGGCUGAUGGUGGAUGUUCCCUUCUGGUCCAAUACUGACAUCUCCCUGGAGGAUUUGGCCCGCAAGACGGAGACCUUUGACUUUUACAGGUGGUUGGGUUACCUGGUCCUGCUGCUGUUUGAUGUACUCAUUUGUCUUCUGGUGCUCUUCGGCCUGAUACGCAACUCUAGAGGCACCCUGAUUGGAGUCUGUCUUCUGGGGGUUCUCACUCUGAUAAUCAGCUGGGGGUCUCUUGGCCUGGAACUGGCUGUCGCUGCUUCAGCCAGCGACUUCUGCGUUUCCCCGGAUACCUACAUCACCAGGGUAACCAAGGAAAACGCUGUCAUCAACCAAGAUAUCCUGCAGUAUUACCUGAGGUGCAGCUCUGGCCAAAUUAACCCCUUCCAGCAGAGGCUGUCCGGGAGCCACAAAGCAUUGGUGGAGAUGCAGGAUGAUGUGGCAGAGCUACUGAGAUCAGCAACACGUGAUUACGCCAACACCAAGGGGAGUCUCGAGCAAAUCCAGUCUGUGCUGAAUUCCACGGAGGUUGGUCUUCACCAGCUGACUGCUCUGGUCGACUGUCGCAGCCUACACAUGGACUAUGUUCAGGCAUUAACAGGCCUGUGUUAUGACGGAGUUGAGGGUCUCAUCUACCUGGUUCUCUUCUCCUUUGUCACUGCUCUGAUGUUCUCCUCCAUUGUGUGCAGUGUGCCACAUACCUGGCCUGGCAAGAGGACGGAUGAGGAAGACGGAGAGGACGAGUCGGGCGCCUCACGGGGCGGUGUGCACGAUAACCUGUACCGCGUUCACAUGCCCAGUCUCUACAGUUGUGGUUCCAGCUACGGUAGCGAAGCUAGCCUGCCCGCUACAGCCCACACUGUCAGCAAUGCCCCCGUCACUGAAUACAUGAGCCAGAACGCAAACUUUCAGAACCCUCGGUGUGAGAACACCCCCCUGAUUGGCAGGGAGUCCCCUCCACCCUCUUACACCUCCAGUAUGAGAGCGAAGUACCUGGCCACCAACCGACCAGACCAGAACCGACGCUCUGUUCCCAACGACCAACUGGACCCGGCCAGUCGGCCACACCCCGCUGCCAGACCACAGUCCUCAGUCCACUAGAUACCAGAGCCACAUCAGUCCACCGUAGUACUGCCUGAAUCCAGUUCUCACCGCCGACAACAAGACCCAACAUGGCGCUCAACCAGAACUGAGCGCUUUAAGCACCAACAGGACCCCGGUUUGUCAAGGUCCACUGAAUUUCACUAACACCGGUUCACCUGAAGCAACACAGCAAGCCAGAACUCAUCAACCAAGCACCUCAGUAAAGGACUGCACUUUGAAGGUCAACUUCUACUCCUCACCUACAAUUAUCCAAAAAAUCAGUCAAAGCCCAUCCUACAAGAUCACUACUUCUACUUCACCUCUUAUUCUUCGUGAAGGCACAACCCGAGCUGCUCAUUCCACCACUGCUGUGAUGGAUCAGCCCUCAUACCCACAGUGCACAGCAACUAAAGCCUUGGCUCCGUCGCCACAGUUUCUUCUAGUCUUCAAAUAUCUUCUCUUCCACUGGGAUCUGUACACUGCCCUCCGGUGGAGACAGCAAUGCCACUCUCCCCACUUGAACCGCUUCACACUUUUACAUUCAGCUCGCACACCCACACAGACAAGCACAGACACACGCAGACACGCACACAGACACACAUUGUACAGAGCUGUAAAUAGUGAACAUGUGCUUUAUUCGGAUUUCAUGAAAAGUCGACUGUUGAAUCAUUACUGGUAAUGUGGUGUGCUGCGUGUUUAUCAUGGAAAUUUUUGCUGUAUCUCUCAUACACACACACAAACACACACACUCAUACACAUAAAUAGACAGAUAGUAUAACUGAACACUCAUCUGUAUAAAUAAUAAACCAGUGAAUCAGAAAGCCAUGUUUAGAUAGAGACUCUUAGCACCACAUCCACAUUUUCUCUUUAGCUUAACAUUGUCAUCUAACUAAGACUUGAAUCGUGAGCUUGAAAAGCGUGUCCACGUCUCUCUCCGUACGUGUUUACGUGCACAUGCAGUAUGCACGUCAGUUAAUGCAUUUUUGAAUAUGAGCCAGGAAUGCUGUUGUGGAAUAACUGUUUCGAAGCUUUUGGGAAAAUGGAGCGAGAGACAAGGGACAUAAGAAGGCUCAACCGGUGCCAAAAAACUAUAUUAUGAAAAUGAGGGAUGCCUGAUUCUGUCCUCUUCUCCUACUGCCUCCAGAUGUCUCAAAAAAGGGAAAAACCUUAUCUGGAAUGUGUUCCCUGUGACUGUAAAGAAAAGGGGAACAGGAAAGACACUUGAAAAGGGAAGCGAUGGACAUAUAAUUGCUACUACACAUUUGCCAGGUGCUAUGUAAGCCAGUCAAGGUCCCAGAAGAAGAUCAGCACUGAGAAGGAAUGGAAAUGUUUUUGUUACUACAAUGUUUUGUUUUCAUUCAGGGAUGUGAUCAAGAAUAUAAAAAGCAGAAUGGUUUUCCAUCAUUACUGAAAGGAAGUUGUGUCCCAGAGCCUGAAAAAAAUCCCUGAUACAUAAUGUUACAUAAGUGUUUCAGAAUUAAGGACAGUGGGUGUUUUUUUAUGUUUUAUUAUAAGCUGACAUUCGGGAUGUAAUACUGUGACCAACUGUAGUAUUCUGCUUCUUCUUCUAUACUGUUUCUUUAUUCCUGUGCUUUUAUUUUGUUAACUGGUGAACGUGGAUCGACCUUCAGUUCAGCCACCAGUAGUGAGUCUUUCUUUUUUUUUUUUUUUUUACCCACAAGCACAAAUUCUCUUCAAGGUGACUUUGCGAGAUGGAGAAGUAAAACACACUGCCUGGAACACUGCCAGUGGUUUUUCCUCCCGCUCUAAAACUCUGUGUACAGUGUAUAAAAACUGUAGUCGUGAACCUGUGUGUGUGACAUCACUGCAGUGUGAUUGGCUAUUGCUCUAUCUCAGUGUUACUGUGUGUAAGUACAGUGAUCAGUGUGUCUGACUGGUUGCAAGCAAGGGCCAGCCUAUCUAGCCUGAGUCAUUUCUACACACACACACACACACAUGCACACACAUUCACACACAUUAACACACACACACACACACAAACACACACACACACACAUGCUGUACAGACACACAUACGCAUUCAGUACACACUGCAGUAUCAUAAAAUCCAUCUUUCCCUACUUUUGUCCUGUUUACGUUCACAUCAAGCGCCGUAGUAACUGCACGCCCCUCCCACAGCUGUGACAUCACACUGAGAACCAUUUGCAUUAUGGGUGAUGCAGUAGGUAGCAUUUCAGAGAAGCCUGGAAUCUCGUAGUUAGCUGAGAGAGCCCUUACAUUCGAACCCCUUUCAACCACCAUUCCUGUACAGCAUUUUAAUAUUGUAUUAUUAAUCAAUGACCACUUCUCGUAUUAGCGAGACAAUCUUACAUGUGUGAAUUUAUUAGAAAGAAAAUGUCCAUGUUAUGGUAACAAUGCUACCUAUGGUCUAGUACUUUACAGUGUUUUUUUGCACCAUUGAGGCAAACAAUGUUAAGAUCUGUGGGACUAGUCACUGAUUAAUGGCCUUUCAUAAUGUUUUUAAACUCUUACAACACUCUUCAUAUCACAACAUGUUUUUUUAUUUUUCUCUGUCUUGUAAAAAUCAAAGUUUAAAGAUAAAAUAAUAGCUAGCUGUUUUGUAGGAGAAUAAAGGCAAGAGCAGCGUUUUUCCUCUCUUAUUAAUGGUGAAUGACUCUCUGUCUUGCAAUGUUUUAAUAAAACUAUUCCAGUGUAGUCUGCAUACCUGACUUACAGUUGUAUUUGAAUUCCUGUGCAAUGCUUUGUGGGAUUAAACUGACCUGGUACAGUGUGACGUGAUGGAAACAAGAGCCCUGCUCAUGUUCAGAAGUCUGAAAUGUGUGUGUAUGCGUGGUAUUUACAGGACUUCAAAUACAUCUCUGUCCAGAUGUGAUGGACAAACAAUGUUUUCUAUGGCUGUUUUUAUUUUCUGAUGGUUUAACUAAGAUAUUAAUGAUGUACAUGUCAAAACUGUGGUAAUGAUAUCAUUCAGCCUGGAAUAAAUGUUUUAAAAAAAGAAAUUAAAGCAACUUUAACGUA